AUGUGUCUUGCACACACAUGUGCCACUGUCUUAUGGGUGGAGGGCUGGCUGGGUGCCCUGGCGCUGCUGGGCGUGCUGGUGCUGUGCCAGGGGCUGCGGCGCCCCGGGGGUUCCCCGCACGCCCACCCCGUGCUGUGCUACAGCGGCGCCGAUCUGGGGGAUGAGCCCCCCUCGCAGCUGCUGGGGCGCAGCCUGCGCUGGGACCGCUACGUGCCCGUGCAGCUGGUGCCACAGCUGGAGCAGCUGGAGAGCACCAGGCACCGGCGGCACCGGCGGCACCACCUGCACGCCUGCCCCGCGCUGCAGCCCCGUGCCAGCCUCCGCAGCGAACCCAACGAACGCUCCAUCUCCCCGUGGCGCUACCGCAUCGACGAGGACGAGAACCGGUACCCGCGCAAGUUGGCCUUCGCCGAGUGCCUGUGCAGCGGCUGUGUGGACGUCAAGACGGGCCGGGAGACGACGUCGCUCAACUCGGUGACCAUCCACCAGACCAUGAUGGUGCUGCGGCGCAAGCCCUGCCCGCACCCCGCCGGGCUGGGCCUCGUCACCUUCGAGGUGGAUUAUAUCAAGGUGCCCGUGGGCUGCACCUGUGUCCUGCCCCGCACCGGGCGCUGA
This is a messenger RNA of Myiozetetes cayanensis, 615 nucleotides long. RefSeq names its product interleukin 17C (gene IL17C). NCBI's taxonomy places the organism in Eukaryota, Metazoa, Chordata, Aves, Passeriformes, Tyrannidae. Gene Ontology annotation, molecular function: cytokine activity. Gene Ontology annotation, biological process: inflammatory response. The record is from RefSeq and is a predicted model, not a curated record. The coding region runs from base 1 to 615 and encodes 204 amino acids. Gene Ontology annotation, cellular component: extracellular region. The transcript is spliced from 3 exons.